AUGGCGUAUUUUGGGCUUCACGACGCGUUGAAGAAAUACGCCCCAGAAGGCGGAGACGAAGAGAAAAAUGCCAGGGACUCGCACGGCCGUACCCCUCUGAGUUGGGCAGCGGCUAGGGGGUACCUCGAUGUGGCAAAGCUGUUGAUUUCUUUCAAUAUCGUCGACUCUGACGUAAACUCGUGGACGCCCUUGUUCUGGGCCGUAAAGAAUGGCUGCGCCGCGGCUGCGGCUCUUCUCAUCGACAAAGUCGAAAACAUCAAUCACGCAGACAAAGAUGGACGCACUGCGCUUCACGAGGCAGUCAUGAAUGGAAAAGAAAACCUAGUAUCUAUGUUCCUGGGAAAAUCCACCAUCAGAGCCGACAUGCGUGACAAAGACGACAAGACGCCUCUCCUCAUG
Fusarium vanettenii 77-13-4 is the source of this 399-nucleotide messenger RNA. RefSeq lists its product as uncharacterized. Gene Ontology annotation, biological process: protein localization to ciliary inversin compartment. Gene Ontology annotation, cellular component: ciliary inversin compartment. NCBI's taxonomy places the organism in Eukaryota, Fungi, Ascomycota, Sordariomycetes, Hypocreales, Nectriaceae. The record is from RefSeq and is a predicted model, not a curated record. The transcript has 2 exons. The annotation marks the transcript as partial. Gene Ontology annotation, molecular function: protein binding.